Molecule: messenger RNA, 2306 nt
Organism: Protobothrops mucrosquamatus (brown spotted pit viper)
Lineage: Eukaryota; Metazoa; Chordata; Lepidosauria; Squamata; Viperidae
Gene: CCDC9
Product: coiled-coil domain containing 9
Exons: 13
Coding region: 1-1902 (633 amino acids)
Source: RefSeq, a predicted model, not a curated record
AUGUCAGGGGAGUGUCGCGAUGCGUCCGCGCUCGAGCAAGUGCGGCAGAGGCGCUCGAACAAGUGCGCGAGCGGCUGCCGCGAGAGGGAUGCCCUGCGCUGGGCCACGCGCUCCCUUCGCCAGCCCAACCCAUUUCAAGGGGGAGCCGCGCCCCCCGCCCCUCUUUUGCCUUCGCCGCCGGUGCAGCAACAGCAGAAGCGCGGCGGCGUUUGGUUCCCGCCCCUCCAACCCUCUUCCACUCCACCGCCACAGCCAAUCCGGGCUGACCAUCCCAGCAGGAAAAGCAACUGCCAUGGAAACAGCAUCCGCGGCUACUCCUCUGAGGUGCAGCAACUGGCCCAGAAGUCCGCCUCGCUGGAGCUGCAGUCACGGGAGGAGAAGGACGCCGAGCUGGACAAGCGCAUCCAGGCGCUGCGGCGCAAGAACCAGGCGCUCAUCCGUCGCUACCAGGAGAUCGAGGAGGACCGGCGCAAGGCCGAGCGGGAGGGCGUCGCGGUGACCGGGGCGCGGAAGGCCCGCUCGGCGGAGGCGGGCAGGCAGCCCGAGAGGCGGCGAGCGGAGCCGGAGGCCGCCAGGGUCCAGCCGGCGCCCGAGGAGUGGGAGGAGCGGCGGCGGCGGAACAUCGAGCAGAUGAACGAGGAGAUGGAGAAGAUCGCCGAGUACGAGCGCGGGCAGCGGGACGGGCUGCAAGAGAAGAACCCAGUCCGCAACUUCCUGGACGACCCGCGCCGCAGUGGCGCCUUCUCCGAGGCCGGCCGGCGGGAGGGCAGCCGCCGCCACGUUCGGAACUGGGGCGGCGCCGACUUUGAUAAGGUCAAGACGGGCCUAGAGCCAGGCAAAGAGCCGCCCUCUCUGGGCCGGGGCAGUGGUCGGUGCAGGGGCCCGAAGACGACCUUGGAUAUGACGCUUUCCAUGACUGGCCGCGAACGGGCUGAGUAUACUCGCUGGAAGCAGGAACGGGAGCAGAUUGACCGGGAUCGCUUGGCCCGGCACCGCCAGCCCACUGGGGAGUGGCGCAGAGAAUGGGAUGCCGAGAAGACAGAUCCCGCGCUGAAAGAAGGCAAGGGGCCUCGAGGCUCAUCGACUGACAAGCAGGAGCCCUCCAAGUACCCUCCCAAACUACCCACUUUUGGGGAAUUCAUGGUUGGUCAGCCUGGGGACCGGCACCGGAAGAUUCGAGGCCGUGGGCACCCCCGAGGGAGUCCUCCCAAGUCCUACAGCAUGCACGACAACCGGUGGGAAAAGGAGGAAGCAGACGGGACGUUGCCUGCAUCUGCGGGGGAGGAUAAGGCAGAGGCUGCCCCUGUGCCACAGACAGAGCCACAAAUAGCCGCAGCGACAGAAGAGGAUGAGGAAGAGGAUGAGUGGGAGGACGUCAGCGAGGAGGAGGAGGAGGAGGAGGAAGGAGCUGAAGCCAACAGCAGCCAGGAUUCUUCCUCGGAGGAAGAUGGGCCUCAUCCCUCCUGCUCCCCCCUGCCCCAGAGGCAGCCCAGACAGCAGCCCACCGUUCGGUCUGCUUCACCUGAAGAGGCUGCAGCCAUGGAGGGGGCGCCCCUGACCCCCUUGGAGCCAGCAGAGGGAUAUGAGCCUGUGUCUGACUGGGGGGAAGAGAUGGAGAUGUGUUCCCCCCGAGCCAGCCACAGCAGCCAAAGCCCGUUGGCUGCGCCCAGGGAGGAACUGCCUGCUGGGACUGCUGGAAUGGGUCCCCCAGUACCACUGGCAGUGCAGGGAUCCCUUCCUGUGGACUCCCCAGCAGGAGGGUCAGCCUCUGCUGCACCCAGAGCGUCGGAGGCAGAGAUAAAAAUGGAUGCAGAAGUGCCCGAGCCCAAGGAGGUGGCUACCCGAGCAAGGUGGAAGAUGGGGGAGCACUUGGAGAGUGAGGCACCAGAGGCUGCACCCUGAUGGUUCUUUUCCAGGGCCGCUUGGAAUGCAGCCCACCUUGAACUUGAGCCAGACCAUCAUCUUCCUCAGAGCUGCUGGGUACAGUUGUGACACGCACAUGCGCUCUGCAUGUUUCUGCCACUCUUGAACAGUCUCUAGAGUUUGGGCUAAGCCAGUCGGCUGGUCCCCCCCCUCCCCAAUCACCCUUUAGUGCUCUUAACACGCAAAUCAUAGAUAAGUGGGGCCUACAGCUCUGCUCCCAAACCUUCUGCAAUCUUCCUUGGAUGGGAAAGGUGGUUUCUUCUCUCCUGUGUCUAGGAGGAGUGACCUGGGCUCUGGGAGAGUGUGAGGCCCUUCCUGUCGCGGGGUUGAGAGCUUGGCUUCUCCAUUAUCAUAUACAAAGUAAAUAAUGUCUUGAUAAUAAA